GCAAAACUGCCUAGUGCGUGUCUAAGAUACCACCAUCGCUGCAUCCGGCACUUCUACAUACCUUGGCCCUCUCGAUCUGCGGCGUUUGACUGUGCAUCAACGGCCCGUAUGGGGGACGCCAUCUGUCAUCAUGACCGCCUGUCAAUGUGCUGCAAAAUUCCGUCAUCAGACUGUCUCCUUGGACCAUAUCUAUCCACUCAUCAUCGUCAUCAUCAUCAUGACCGUCGUCGUGACUGCUCACGACGAGCAGAGAAAGGGUAAGCGCAAGCGAGCCUUAACCUGCGACGCCUCGCUGCUGUUGCUUCCCCCGCCAACCAUUCCCCAUCCGGCCGCGGUACAGACCACUCUGCAUUAAUCUCAAACCCAUCCUUCGCGACA
Molecule: messenger RNA, 378 nt
Organism: Bipolaris sorokiniana ND90Pr
Lineage: Eukaryota; Fungi; Ascomycota; Dothideomycetes; Pleosporales; Pleosporaceae
Exons: 1
Coding region: 131-355 (74 amino acids)
Source: RefSeq, a predicted model, not a curated record